Messenger RNA from Cataglyphis hispanica, 4162 nucleotides. Its product is annotated as low density lipoprotein receptor adapter protein 1-like. The record is from RefSeq and is a predicted model, not a curated record. NCBI's taxonomy places the organism in Eukaryota, Metazoa, Arthropoda, Insecta, Hymenoptera, Formicidae. The transcript has 7 exons. The coding region runs from base 343 to 1296 and encodes 317 amino acids.
GAGCGUGCGAGGCACAUACGCGUUGUACGCGCACCAAGCAACACACGGGCUUCCGAGGAUCAUUGUCUUUCAUUCAUUUCUUGCGAUUUCAUCAGUCAGUGAACAUAAAGUUCGAGUAAAUAGCGAUCGAUCGGGACUGUUUCGAAUAAACGACGACAACGACGUCCAACAUUGCGAGAAAACAUGCCGUUCUUUAAAAAGCUUCGUAGAUUCUCCCGCCAUAAAACAGAACUGUUAUCGCGAGAAUUGUGAGUGAGGGACGAACUCUUAAACGGGAGAAAGCUUGUGACGAGAGAGAAGAUCUCGGAGCUGCUGGAGUUGGUGAUAUUGCGCUGGGCUAGGAUGUCAUUCUUCAGGAGUUUGUGGAAGAGCAGCUCCAAGCAUAAGAAAUUAUGCGAGGAAUGGGCGUUGGCGAAUAGCCGCGAAUGCGUAGAGGGUGGUAGUUCGGCGGGCACGACGCAUGGGGAGGAAUCUGAGGAUACGUCCGAGGCGAGGUUCACCCUCAAAUAUUUGGGUAGUACCCUCGUCGAGACACCCUCGAGUGAGGAGGCUACGGCAGAAGCCAUCAAGACCGUCAUCACCAUGGCAAAAGCAAGCGGAAAAAAACUACAAAGGGUCUCUUUGGCUGUGAGUUUGAGAGGAAUUAGAAUGACGGACUUGACUACCGAAGAGGAUCAGCUUCAAGUGUCAAUAUAUAGGAUCUCGUAUUGCUCGGCGGAUGCGACGCACGAUCAUGUGUUCGCGUUCAUCGCGACGAAUCUGAACGAGACGAUGGAGUGUCACGCGUUUCUCUGCCCCAAGAGGAAAAUGGCACAGACAGUGACACUGACUGUGGCACAGGCCUUCAACACGGCUUAUCAGGCGUGGCAGUUGUCGCAGUCCGAUUCCAGGAUCCAUCACGCGCGAGAUAAGAGUCCUCCUUCGACGGGCGACAAGACUGAUAACAAUGAGAAAAAGAACGCCAGCGAGAUAAAAACCACCACCGGCAAGAUCAACGAACAAAAUAAGCAGAACGGUCAACAACGGCGUAAUGAAAGCCAGAAGAAUUUAUUAAUUGAUCUGUCAAAUGAUCCUAAACCGGCAGGAAACUCAUGGGUGUGCUUUGAGGAGGACUCGGACGCGAAAAAAAACCAGAAGAAAAGCGCAGUGGUCAACAAUAGUAUUCCUAUGACCACGCUUAGGCACCAUACAACGGCGUCCACCCCGGCUCAUCAUGUGGUGCCCCGACCGAAUGCCGGUUUCAAGGUGCAGAACGCCUGGGGUGAAUCCAGAUCGGUCGAUCUCAUGUGCUCGUAGCAGGCAGGAUAGCCGGCGGCCGACAGCUUCAGGGAUGUGCCGUUAAUCACAGGCCUCUGGAAGCAUCUUUCGAACAACGGCCAGGCCAAAAAGACUAACGGCAGUCAUUAAAGAUCCUCCAGCCGAACUGUCCUAGCUUCCUAUCACGAAUUUAGACAUGAAGAAAUGAGGAUGCUUGCCGAUAAUCCAUAUUUUUAGCGAAUGCCGCUAAAGAAAGACAGCGGAGACGUGACACAGUGAUGUCUAUCUUGUGUGAUGUAAUAUUAAUGAGACUAUAUUAAGUCCAAGUGAGGUUUCUAUAUCAGCUGAGGGAACGAAGAAAUGGCUGCGCGGAUGAUUUUUAUUCGAUAUAAUAACGGCGAUGCUGAUUUUUAAAGAGGACCAACCCGCAGUGAAAAAAGCGGUAAUCGGGGUGAGAUCAAUUUGCAAUGGAUUUUGUAUAACGCGUAUAUAUACAUAUACAUAUAAACCUGUGCCAAUUACUUUACACAUACAUAUCGCACAAACAUCAGUGAAAGAGAAUAUAAGAAUGUCGAGAUAUACGCGCUUUUUAAUUGUUGUUAAUAGUAUUAACUCUGGAAAUUAGAUUAAAAAUAGUCGUAAACUCUCUCGCGCUUUCAGAAAAUAAAACUUCAAAGAGAGAUCAGCGUAUUAAGACUACUUUUCAAGGUUUGCCAAAGAAUUAAAAAUCUCGAUGCAAAAAUUGGAUAAAUUCGUUAUUAAAUCAAUUUCUUUUAAUUUUUUUAAAAAAGUUGAUAUAAUCUUUAACUAAAAUUUUUUUAAAUAAAAGAUAUAAUUAUAAUAAACACGUCUAAAAAAUUUAUAAAAAUUAUAAAAAUUACUACAAAAUAAAUAAUAAAAAUACAAUAAAUAAGUUAUAAGAUUUUAUAAGAAUUAUAAGAUUAAAUAGAUAGAGUAUUUAUCUGAUUUUUAUAUUCAUUUUUAUAUUUUUUGGUAUCUUUAUUGAUGUUUCAUUUAUGUCAGAUUUCUCUGUUUUUCUCACACAAUUACAUAUUAUAUAAAUAUACAAUUAAUUCUUGAGGGUAUAAUUCAUGUGAGUAUACUUAAAGCUUUAAUGCUAAAAAUGCGUCCCGUCCAAAUUUGAAAAUAUCGCUGCCACAUUUUAACCCCGGGUAUUUUGAAUAUUUUACAUCUACGACAUAGUAUGCGAAUAAAUUGUUUGAAAACAAUUUUUUUAGUGAAUCCUUGUCACGUAAAAAUGCGCAUUCCAGAGUUAAUACCUAUUUGUUAUUUUUGUUAAAAAAACUUCAACUUUUUAUCUACACGAAUACACAAAACGCGAAGAAUCGAGAAAACACCAAAUUUCAUAGAUCGAUUCCCUAUUACGGAUGCUGGAUAGAGAUAAUCCUUUACGUAAUCGUUAAUAAUUGAACCUUUGAUUGAAUAGCUGGACUAUUUCUUAUUGUUAGCUAAAGUUCUCGUUAAAGUUUCCUACAAGAACAAAGUUUAAAGUAAACGUAGCCAUUUAAACAGAUUUGAAAAAACUGCAUUAUUUUCAAUACACUGUUGGCGUAAUUUGUGAUUUUUGUAAACUCAUUUCUGUUAUUUUCUCUCAUAUUUAAAGAGGUCAAAUUGAUGAACAACUUUUCUUGCGCACUGAUGAUGACACAAUUUCAUUGAUAGCGUCGACGGAUUAAAGAGCGAUUGCUAUCGAAUUAUCGCAAUAUUUGUAUAUGAUAUAUUAAGUGUGAAUGUGUUGAUAUACUAUGUUACGAAUAAAUGUGCGCGUAUCAUAAUUAGUAGGGCAUAAUAAUGCCGUUAAUAAUCGAGGGGAGUAUGUUAACUUGAUUUAGCAUUAACUAUAUUGAUAUUUAAUUUAUCAAUUGUUAAACCGUAAAUAUAUCGUAUUUCUGGUUGUAAAUCGUAUAUAUAAUUAUCACGAUUACAUGACAUCGGACAAUUCAAGUCCUCAUUUCGCAAUAAUGUGUUAUUGUCGAUUCGGUAAUAAUAUUUUCGAAAUAAUAAUUUGAUAUUUUUUACCGCACGGUCGACAUAGGGCUGUGUUCGUUUCCGAAAAAAAAAGAUAUAACAGAUAUAGUACAUAUUAUAUAGUAACGUACUGUUCAUUAGUCGAUGUUAUAUCAUCAAAGAACGACGUUUUUAAACUAUCACUAAAUCAAAUUACGUCGAUUCUAAUAUAAUUGUUCUGAUGGAAAGUUUUGAAUAGAUUCACGGAAUUUAUCACCAGAUGAUAUGAAAUAAUUAAAAUGCUCAUUUUUUUUUAAUUAUAAGUCAUAUUAAUCUCUUUGAGAGAGAGAGAGAGAGAGAGAGAGAGAUCAAAGUUUUUAUACAAAAUUUUUCGUUAUCUUUAUUAAGAUAAAACAUUUCUUUUAAGAUUUUUAUUUUAAGAUAAAACAUUGAAUUUUAUUGUAAAAUAUUUUUUAUCUUUAUAUAAAUAUUUUUUUUACAAGAGAAUUGUUACAUUAAAAAUUAUAUUAUUAGAAAUAUAUUAUUAAAAAUAUUGUUUUUCUUUAAAACAUAAGAAAUUUUAAAAUCGUCUUUUAUGUAAAAUCUCGAAAGUUUUUGUUCCAUCGUUAUUAUAAUUAAAAAUUAUCAGAGUUGUGAGUUGUCAAAGCAAACAUUUAUAAUCAAGAAGGGAUUAAGAUGGCUUUGUAUUAUUUUAUCCCGUAUAGAUCAGAUGAUAUAUCAGCUGACUAAACUUAAACGUUCAAAUGUAUGCUGAUAAUCAUCUCGAAACACGCUACGAUAAUUCCAUUAUUCUAUGCUGCGCAUUAAUAGCAAACAAUCAUUGCACUUAUAUUUACCACAGAAAUGUUUAAAUUUUUUGCGCUAAAUGUUCGUAGUUCGUAAGCAGCACGAAUCAAAUAUACGUAUACAUAUCCGA